AUGCUCAUCAAGAAAAGAAGUACAUCUCAGACACCAACAAAAUCCGGAUCAUCAUCAUCUCUGACAUCUAGAAGCCGAGAAAUGAAGAAGAUUAAGAAGAGCAGUUUGGAGGAAUCUGAAGAGGUAAAGAAUUUGUUGGACAAGAUUUCUCAGCAUGAUGAUGCAAGUCCAUUCAAAUUCGCAACAAAUGAAGAAGAUAGGCUGUUCCACUCCCUAAUUUCUAUUGAGAACGAAAAUAUUGACAUUACAACAAAUCCAUUGUAUGAGGAAAUUUCAAACAUUUUUCAUGAACAACUAAACGUGGCCACUGAACACAGUUCCACCUGGUUAGACUAUUAUUCCUUUAUCAGCAAACUAAAUAAGAUUCUCACAAGUCAAGAAGAUUCAAGAUCAAUGAAUAAUGAAGAAAUAUUUGCUCAAUUUAAGGAUCUUCCAUCUCAAAGAAUAAUGACUGUGUAUAAUGAAUUUCUACUGUCACAAAAGUCUCUUCCUGAUAAUGUUUGGGAACCCACUUUGAUGGGAAUGAUUAUUAAUAUUCUUAACCACCAAUUUAAAUUUAGGAAAAACAUUAUUUUCAGAACUCAAGAAGCAGUCCAAUAUGUUGACUCAUAUGCUGUUAAAGGUACAUCACUCAAGAACAAGGCAAGACUAAUUCCAGACGCGUUUGCUCAGACUCAAAUUUUUAAAGACCAACUUUUCGUGUUCUUUAAAUGUGAAGGACAGAGAGCUGAAACAUGGACACACAAAGACCAUUUUAAAAAAUAUAUUGAAAUGAAAAGCAUGCUUAAAGAUUACGGAAUACCUUUUGAUUACGCUAUAAGAGAGUCCGAUAUUGUUGAUUUAUCUUCCACAGAGGGAAUUAUUGCACUAACAGCAUUCAUUGAAAGUAUGUGCGAAAAUGUUUGCAAUUUAGAAUUUAAUGAGGAAGGGUUUGAAGAAAGUGCACGUCUUUCUUCCUCAAGCACACCAACGAGAGCAAAAACUCAAUCAUUAGAAAGAUUUGUAAAGGAAAUGGAUGUGAGAUUUGGUACAAACAUGCCGCCCUAUAUGCCCACAACUUCAUUUGAAACUCUUGAAGAAGGGAAACGAGUUUCAAAGAAAAUUCUUUCUGAAAUAAUGAGGAAGAUUUAUUGGGCUGAAACGAAAUUUGCCCUCAAACCUUAUCUAUUUUCUCUCUCUAUUAAGAAAAAUCAAGAACAAUUAUGGAUGAAAAUUCUUGACGAACAUCGAAGCGAUGAUUCAAGAAGUCGCAGUGAAUAUGAAUAUGAUGAAUCAAGUAGAAAUUUCCAUCAUGGACACGAUCAACAAUCAAGAGGUACCUCUUUUGAACCACCUUUCAAAUAUAUUCCUGACCCAAUGAAUGAAACAGAGUGUGCUAUUGUUUUGGAGGAACUGUUGGCUUUGACAAAUUUCCAGUUCUUACCAAACUCUAUGAGAUGCGAUACAUCAUGCACCAGUUUUUAUGGUUCUGCAUUUUCUCAACUCUAUGGACCAGUGUUUGUCAAGGGCACUGUAUUCAGAACGGAAAAUGAAUCCGAUAUGAAACGCCUUGUCACUCUCUCUCAAACCAGAUCAACUUUUUCAAACAUUGUUCGAGUUUUUGAAUAUCAUGCAAUUAGUUCAAACUCAAAGUUGAUCAGUGUUGUUUUCAAUUUGAUGAAACAACACAACGACAAGUGUAUUCCUGAACUGAGAAAACUUGUAAACUCUACAGACCUGGUGAGUAUCACCAUUCAAGAGAGAUUAAUCUCUUUGGAUGAUUUUAUGAAUAUGCCGUCGGUUCGUCGUUGGUUGAACAAGUGUAGAAUCAAAUUUUUCAUGGACCUUGUGAGACAAUGUUUCGACAUAUUGUUUCAAUUAGACCAAUCUAACAUUCUCCAUACGGACAUCUCUUUUGGAAAUUUAAUGAUUCGAUUGGAUCAGGAUCAUUGGGAUAGUGCUUCAAGCGAUGAGGGGAAAUAUGCAAGCUUUAAGCUUGUGAUCAUUGAUUUCAACUCCUCAAUGUUGUUGAAAGAACAAGAAACUACGACGACAAAUAAGAGCAACGUGGUAUAUAGAAAAAUUAUUCCAAAUCAAAACGUUGAUCUUGUUUUCAAGUAUCCAUAUUCAGCACCAAGUUUAGACACCGAUGAAGCAGACAUUUAUUCAAUGGCUGUGGUUAUUGUUAAUUAUUUACAUUACUUUCAACACAGACACACCUUGAAUAGUGAUAAUUCAUUCCAAUCUUGUAUAGAGUACAAGAUUCAAAUGUUGGACUUUUUGAAUGAUUUUCAAACCAAUUACAAACACAUGUAUGGAGAUGAAAUUGUGCAUCUUGUGUCGUUGCUUAAAUACAUGUUGGCAACAGGAGAAGAAGAGAGACCAGUUCUGAAGAAAAUUAAAGACAAAUUGGAAAAAGUGAAAUCAUUAUGGAUUCGCAACAUUUUAACUCGAACUCCACUGAAGAGCAUUUCAAAUCCAAUGUCCUUCCAGAGAAAUGCAAACACCAAUCAUGAAGUUCCAAGUAAGAAAAUGAAAACGCAAAUUAAUCAACAAGUAGGCGAGGAGGAAAAUCAGUGCCCUAUUUCUUUCAAAAAUAAUGAUAUCAUUUUCAAAUAG
This is a messenger RNA of Naegleria fowleri, 2598 nucleotides long. RefSeq lists its product as uncharacterized. The transcript has 5 exons. Gene Ontology annotation, molecular function: ATP binding; protein kinase activity. NCBI's taxonomy places the organism in Eukaryota, Heterolobosea, Eutetramitea, Acrasida, Naegleriidae. The coding region runs from base 1 to 2598 and encodes 865 amino acids. The record is from RefSeq and is a predicted model, not a curated record. Gene Ontology annotation, biological process: protein phosphorylation.